Talaromyces atroroseus is the source of this 2571-nucleotide messenger RNA. Its product is annotated as Histidine biosynthesis trifunctional protein. Bases 1 to 2571 code for a protein of 856 amino acids. The record is from RefSeq and is a predicted model, not a curated record. Gene Ontology annotation, biological process: L-histidine biosynthetic process. NCBI's taxonomy places the organism in Eukaryota, Fungi, Ascomycota, Eurotiomycetes, Eurotiales, Trichocomaceae. Gene Ontology annotation, molecular function: histidinol dehydrogenase activity; metal ion binding; phosphoribosyl-ATP diphosphatase activity. The transcript is spliced from 2 exons. Gene Ontology annotation, cellular component: cytoplasm.
AUGGCGUCGCCCUUGGUGAUUGCCGUCCAGCCCCGCGCUAGACUGGGUGACCAGGAAGAUGACUUCGGUCUCAAGGACAUUUCUCGCGUCGGAAGCGCGUUCAUCAAGGUCUCAGCUUCCGUGGAAGCAGUCGAAUUCAUCAAAUCCAACUCGAGCCUCCUUGAUACCUAUGUCGAUGUCACAACCAUUGCCCCCGCCGAUGCGGUCGAAGUUCUCAACGCCGGUGCCGCAAAAAUAUUCCUUACCCCAAAACAAAUGAUUACGCUUGCCGCAGAGAACCACAUUCCUUCAUCUAGGCUAGUGGCAUAUGUGGCCUCGGACGAAGACACCACGGAAUUGCGCAACUGGCUUACGGAUGCCCCCGAAUUUGAAAAUAUAGGCGUAUGUGCAACAGCUAACGCUGCCAGACUCUUCGAAAAAUUCGGCUUUCCACGGGAUGGCGGACAGGUGUACAGGUUGUUCGGGCGUGAUGUAACUGAAGCGGCUGUCAUUGAAGAAGUGACUCAUGGCGUCGUCGCCAUUGUCUCGUCUGAACAGCUUACAAUUGUCCCAAAUACGAAUGGCAAGGUUUCAGUGGCAAAUGUGCUGUCGAGUCGUGCUGUGCCUGAUGCAAAUACCGGUCUCAUUGCGACCUUGGUUGUUGAUGAGAGAGGUGUAUCUUUGGGAUUUGUAUGGAGUAGCAAAGAGAGCCUAUUGGAGGCCUUGAAGACAGGCACUGGAGUUUAUCAAUCCCGCAAGCGGGGUCUCUGGUUCAAAGGCCAAACUAGCGGAGAUGUUCAGCAGCUACUAGGUGUUGGAUUUGACUGUGAUGCAGAUUGUAUGAUUUUCAGAGUUAAACAGCUUGGUCGAGGAUUCUGUCACCUUGGGACAAACACCUGCUUUGGCCGGUAUCAAGGUCUCUCGAGCUUGCAAAAGACCCUACAAUCUCGCAAAGAAAGCGCUCCGGCUGGAUCAUACACGGCACGUCUAUUCAAUGACCCCAAACUUGUUGAAGCCAAAAUUAUGGAAGAAGCGGAGGAGCUGUGCCAGGCGACAACAAAGGAUGAAAUUGCGGCGGAAGCAGCCGACCUGAUCUACUUCGCUCUUACUCGAUGCAUUGCCGCAGAUGUAAGCUUGGAGGAUAUUGAGAGGAAUCUAGACAUGAAGCAUCUCAAGGUGACGCGCCGCAAGGGUGACGCCAAACCUCGUUGGGCUGAAAAGGUUGGGCUGAGCAACACAGAGACUGCGCCGAAACCAAGUCCUGCUCCAGAGAAACCGGCAGCCGCUAAGUCUGAUCGAAUUGAAAUGAAGCGCAUCUACACGGCUUCAACUCCAGUCAGUGUUAUUAAAGAUGCUUUGCAGCGUCCUUCUCAAAAGUCCAACGAUGCUAUAGUUGGUCUUGUGAAACCUAUCAUCAACGACGUGCGCACGAAUGGGGACGCUGCUGUUCUUAAGUACACUCAUAAAUUUGAGAAAGCCACCUCAUUGACUUCACCGGUUCUGAAAGCACCUUUCCCGGAGCAUUUGAUGCAACUGUCACCUGAUACUAUCAAAGCAAUCGAUGUAAGCUUUGAGAAUAUCAAAAAGUUCCAUUCCGCACAAAAGGAUGACAAGCCGCUCGUUGUUGAAACCAUGCCAGGUGUAGUCUGCUCCCGUUUCUCCCGUCCGAUUGAGCGUGUUGGUCUCUACAUCCCUGGUGGAACUGCAGUAUUGCCCUCGACUGCUCUCAUGCUUGGUGUCCCUGCAAUGGUUGCUGGUUGCAAGAAAAUUGUCCUUGCCUCUCCUCCUCGCUCCGAUGGCAGCAUAUCUCCAGAAAUUGUCUACGCAGCCCACAAGUGUGGUGCGGAGAGCAUUGUUCUUGCGGGUGGCGCCCAGGCUGUGGCAGCUAUGGCCUACGGCACAGAGAGCAUUAGCAAAGUCGACAAGAUCCUGGGUCCCGGUAAUCAAUUCGUUACAGCCGCGAAGAUGAUGGUAUCCAAUGAUACAUCAGCGGGAGUUAGUAUUGACAUGCCUGCUGGCCCCAGUGAGGUCCUUGUUAUCGCCGAUAAGAAGGCCAACCCAGCGUUCGUCGCAUCGGAUCUUCUGAGUCAAGCUGAGCACGGCGUUGACUCACAGGUCAUUCUUAUAGCAGUUGAUCUGGACGAAAAGGAGUUGGCAGCAAUUGAGAAUGAACUGCAUCAACAAGCUAAUGCUCUGCCACGAGUGGACAUUGUUCGAGGCUCGAUUGAGCACUCGGUCUCUUUCGUUGUCAAGAACGUCGAAGAGGCUUUGAACCUCAGCAAUGAAUAUGCUCCGGAGCAUCUGAUCUUGCAGCUUGAGAAUGCAGAGGAUGUUGUUCCUCUAGUUGAAAACGCUGGAAGUGUUUUCAUCGGUCAAUGGACUCCUGAAAGUGUUGGCGAUUAUUCUGCUGGCGUCAAUCACUCUCUACGUGUCAAUCUCGGCUCGUUUGUGAAACACAUUACAUCCUCGAACUUGUCCGCCGAGGGUCUUCGCAAUGUCUCUGGAGCAGUCAUGCAAUUGGCCGCUGUUGAAGGAUUGGAUGCACACAAGCGCGCAGUUAGCAUUCGUAUGGACGUUAUCAAUAAAGCCUAA